GGAUGUUGCACAACGAAAAUAGCUCGGCUGGGGCAAUCGCGCGCGCGAAAAGGUUUUUUACGUACCUUGGAAGGGGGCCCUGGGACCUACGCUCCAUGGGCCGGGCCCGUCAUUACCGCUGGUGAACAGUACGUGGACGGAUCGACGCGCAUCGAACACUCUCGCGCUGCCCGAGAGUGUGAACCAAUUUGUGGUUUCUUCUUUUUGGUUUUUGUUUUAAAUUGUGGUGUUUGCUGGCUCCAUUGCCCUUUUACUGUGACCUCUGCAUACUGCGGUGUACUCAAGCGUGUGCGUGUGUGAAUAGUUGGAGUGAAGCAAGUCUCUCCUCCACCCUCCCCCCCCGGACCCGGUGGUCACCGAGGGAGCACCCAAUCUACAGCAUCGAUCAACCUCCAGAUAUUAUCAAUUUGUGCCAACGGGGCCACCUCACUUCCGGUUGAAAUAGACGACACCUAGCAACUACAUUACAGAGUAAGUGGAUCCGCAUAUGUGUGUGUGUGUGUGUGUGUGUGUGUAUGAGAGUGUUUGUGACCUAAAAAACGCAACUCAUGGUCGACCGAUUAUAUGCGCCGUUACUUUCGAAUGGAGCGAAAAAAGGAAACGUUACCGCCUUUGCUAGACAUUUCCAUCCUCAACAAAGCUCUCCAGGAACGCCACAAAUUCCACAAACCAUCCCCGUGGAUCGCACUUUGCCAUUUCCAGCUUCCCCGAAUGACAUACCCGAACAUACAUGGGUGUGUGUGUGUGUGCGUGUUUUUUUCGAGAAGAUUCGGGAAGAUUCAAGCGACACUAGAAACAUUUGCUCGCAGCGGUCUCCUUCCCCAGGGAGCUCCGGGAACCAUUUUUUUUUUUCAAGGACGAAUUUUCCUUUCCCAUUGAGGGCGUGGGGAGGGGGGGGGGGCAGGGGGAUCGUUCGGGGGUUGACAAAAUACGCAUCCUUCACUGCAUGCUGAAGGGGGGGGGGGGGGGGAGAGACUUCCAAAGGGAGCGCCGCACGGGUUUCGUGACUGAUUGACGUCAGCGCGCAGUCCAAGAUGGCGCAGCUUGUUUUUGUGUACACGCGCGCGGUGUGUGGCGGUGUUUCUAGAAAUUUCGGCGACCGCCAUCUUCCAUCUCGCUUUUGCCGCCUUUCAAUGCCUAAAAUGGGGGAAUUUUGCUAUGGCGAUGGGGGCGUGCGGGGCAGGGGGUUGCCACUGCUCGGUUUUUAUGCUGUUUGUUAACACAUUCUCCCCCCCGCCCCUCCCCCUCCCUUCACACCUUCCCCGACAAUCCAAGGGCUAUCUGUCCAAGGUCCUGACGGCAAUUUGACAUCUCUUUGCUCUACGAUUGCUUGUGUAUGUGUGUGUGUGUGUGUGUGUGUGUGCGUGCUGAUUCCACACCUAAAUUCAUUACCCCGCCCUCCACCAUUCCAACCGGUUUUUAGCACCAUGUUAGCAUCCCUCCCUCCUUUGGCACUCUUUUUUUUUAAGCGAGCGUCUCUUUCGGCACGUUUUCGCCAUUUUCUCACCGUGGUAGACGCGCGCCGCAAAGAUCUUUCUGGAACGUUCGCACACACGCGCGCCCGCUCAUCUGGCUGAGACCUUCGGCAGAGAGAAGGGAGGAGGGGGGGGGUGGGAGGUUCACUGAUAUUUGUCGCCGUUUAUGUUAUUUUUUGUUUUCUCUCCCUCCAAUGGCGAUGGUUGCACAUUUCUGAUUCUCUCUUUUUUUUUUUUCUUUUUUAACUCUUGUUGUUGUUGUCGCGCCUCAGCCGUAAAUUCGUGUUCGUGAUCCGAAGGUUCACAACCUGUUAGACCAGUUUGGGAGCAAAAAAAAAAGAGGCCAAAUGUCGCUGACGCAACACAGUGCGUUCUAGAACGUUUGCGUGUUGCGGGCGGCGUGUCGCACGCGCGUGGCAGUAGUUUCGGUGGGAGCUUUUUAUUUUUAAUCCCCUUUUCUAAUGGUGGAUCUGAUUUAUGGGACCCGCCCCAUUAGACCCAUUAGCAGGGGAGGGAGGGUGAGUUUUUUUAACCUGAACAGAGGCAACCCAAAAACAACAGAAAGAAAAAGAAGUAGAGUGGUCGCUUCCGGGCGGGAUGCGGUCGCUUAUCUUAUCUUCGGGUUGACUGGUGCGACGCGACACAAGCGCUCCUCGUAAUGGUGAUGCGGCUUUGCGACAAAACCUACAGCCAUCAUCUCUCUCUCUCUCUCGCACACAUACACCAGAGAUAUUGGAAAUACCACUCAGCACAGGCAACAGGCACUGCACGUUUGCGAUAAGCGGUGAUUCCCUCGCAGUAUCUACUGAAGUGUGCACCACGCCAGUUCGUCCAUUUUGUCUCGGCGCACGGCACCUGCAGCGUAUAAACCCGCUGACGCAAAACAGGUUGAGGGCUGGCAACUCUCAACUCAUCUCGGGGCGUUAUCUAAAGCGUUAAAAUUUCAGUGGAAUUAAACGGUGAAUUUAUCUCACUAUCCCGAUGGCACAAGCAACUGAGUUCGUCAACGACUGCCGCUCAUGGCGAGAAAUCCUGUCGGCGAAGUCGUGCGUCGGCCGCGGUGCCGACGGCGCCCGACCAGCGCCUGGAAGAGACGAUCUUCUUUUACGGAGGCCUAGUCAACCGGAGCGAUCGGAAUGCGUACUCGCCGCUGGACGAGCCACUGCUGCUGCUGCACGCCGCCGCACCGCCGGAGGACGAGGCGGCCGGCUGGCUGAACACCACGACCACGAUGCUGUGCUCGCCGGGGGCGUCGGCUGGCGCGGCCGACGCCAGCACCGACGCGGCCUGGUGGUCGCCGGGAAAGGGCCGGAUGGACGUGGGGCGCACCAGCGCUACAACAGGUGAACGGUCGCCGGGCGACGGGCCACGGACGGCAGCACCCGGCUGCCGGAAUGAGUUUGACAAAGCAACCAGCGCGAGCUUCAGUGGUGCUGAGGCGAGCAUAACUGUACACGACGUAUGUAAUAAGAGCGGCGGCAGCGGCAGCAGCAACGGCGGCAGCGGCCGCCCCCACGACAGUAGCGGCGGCUGCGGCGGCCAGUUUUCUAGCGGAGCACGGAGCCAUGUGGCCCCGGGCAGCUGCAGCGGUGGUGGGACCGCUGCAGCCGCCACUCCCGCCGGUGCGCCCGCAGCAGUGCGGCAGCACCAGCCCACCAGCAUCAUCUCCCCCAAGAAACCGUGCGACUACAGUAGCAUCAUUAGCGUUAGAAGCAGUAGCAGUAAUAGCAAUAGAGGAGGCGGCGGCGGCGGCGGCUGCGGCCGGCCGUACGGGCCACCGUCGUACGGUGGCGGUCCGGGGUCCACCACCCCCACCACCACCACCAACACCGCCGCCCUAUCCACAGCCCUGUCACCACCAACACCACCACCAUCACUACUACUACCGGACAUCGACUGGACGAACGAGACGUGCCUGGGCGGUGCCGGGACCGAUCACGACUUUACCAACACGAUCGUCGACGGUCCCGCCGGCCACCAUCUCUGGUUGCGUUCGCCGACCGCCAGCAGCAGCAGCAGCAACAUCACCGACACCGAGCUCGAGCGCAGCCUGGACGAGUACCAGCAUGUCCGGGGCAUGGGGCCGGCCCGCACCGCGCUCGAGACGAGCAUCGACUGCGCGAACCUGCUCGACGAGCUGCAGGUCGAGCUGGCGCAGCCGGCCCUCGCCCUCAGCUCGCCCGUGUCGCUGCACGAGGAGAUCGAGCAGCUGUCGAGCGCGUUCGACUGCGACGCCUCCAACCAUCUGGUGUCGACGGUCACGGCCGAGCCGGUGGCCGCCGCCGCCGGCGCCCUCCCAUUUCUCGGGCUGGCCGCCGACGACACCGAACCGAUCUCGCUCAACAUACUCAAGUGGCUGCAGGAGGACAUCUCGACCGGGCUGCUGCCGGAGCAGCAACCGCCGCCCCAACCAUCGCCCGCCCCAGACCUGUUCGAGCACAGCCUCGACCAAAUACACAACAUCACCGGGCUUGCCCGGCUCGGCAACAAGGCGGCGGCGGCGGCGAGUCGACGUAUCGGUGCUACCAACGCUACUACUGCUGCUGUAACGAACACGACGACGACCACAACGACGACGACGCACAGUGCGGAUCCGCAGCGCGACCACAACUACUUCGCCAUGAAGCGACGCCUCCAGCAGGAGGAAGAGGAGGAGGUGGAGGCGCAGGAGGAGGAGGAGGAGCAGGAGGAGAUUCGCAUCAGCAAGACCAGCAGCAGCAAGAUGCCCCGGCUCGCCAGCGACGAAGGCCGUUGGGCGACGGCCGGCGAGAGCACGAUCUUCUCAGCGCCACCCGCCACCAAUACGAUCUGCAAACAGCUGCAUCAACAACAACAACAACAACAACAACAACAGACGACGAACGCAAUGGGCAGGAAGCUGGCCUCCCUUGCCAGCCGCAAGGCGGCCACACUCGCCAUCAACGUGAGCCACAAGACGAGCGAAGCGGCCCCGGCACACUCCACCAUCAAUGGGCAGGCGCUGGCAGCACUGCUGCAGACGACGACGACGACGACUACUACGACGACGCCCAGCACCUACGAGCCGUCGCUACGCGUGCCGCCGCUAGCAGCGGCCACCACACUCAACACGCCCGACCUCACCAACGACAUACUAGAUUUGGAAGAUGAAAAGUUUGAUCUGCUGUCGUUCAUCGACACCAAUGACGAAUCGUUAGAAUUUAACCCCUACCACGCGACCGUCGAGGAGAAGCCGACGCUAGAGCUGCUGGCGUCGCCGGCCGCCAUUACGCCGACGGGACGGACGCGCACCAUCCUCGCGCCGAAGCAGCCACCGCAGAAGAAGGAGGGAGGCAGCGAUGCCGAGCGGCAGAUCUGCCAGCUGCUGACGCUGGACAGCCUGCGGCAGCUGACGAGCGCCGCCGAGGAUGUGGCGAACCGGGCGGCCGCCGGCAGUACCAGCGCGUCCCCUACCGGCGGCAGCAACCAACACCACGGCGGCAGCAUCGGGCGGCGUACCAAUGCGAGCAGCAGCGCGUGCAGCAUCGGGUCCCGCUCGUCCGCGUCGUCCGUGUGCGGCGACUCGGGCUCGGACGUGUCGUCCAGCACCACCAACACCACCGCCAAGACGCCGAAGCGGCGGGGCCGCCCGCCCAAGCAGGCCGGCACCGUGCGGGACCGGUCGCAGUACCAGCAUCUGAGCGAGGCCGACUGGCGCUACCGGGAGCAGCGGGACAAGAACAACGAGGCGUCCCGGAAGUCGCGCAUCAACCGGAAGGACCGCGAGCUGAAGCUGGAGCUGGAGGCGGACCGGCUGAGCGCCCAGCACCAGAAGCUGUCGUACGAGGAGCGCCGCCUGCAGCAGGACUGCCAGCGGUGGCGCAAGGCGGUCAUGAAGCUGGCCCUGCUGUAAACCCGCUGGCUGUUGUUUUUUUGUUGCUGUGAGGUUAGGUCGCGAGGGAGGGGUUUUUGUUUUGCUCCCUGCUUUUAUAUAUACAUAUUGUUUAGUACUAAUCUUAAGGCCACUAACAUAUAUAGGCCACCUACCGUUAUCAAAGCGGCGCCAUUUUGCUGCGAACACGUGGUUGUUUCGUGCGCCAUUGUUUCUCUGCGGGGCGUGUGAGAUAACCACCGACAACAAGUGGGCGAUUAUCGAUUUUCUGUACGUCAGUACCUUGUUUUUUUCUUUCUCUCUUCUCAAUUGCGCCCACGUGCAAUCCUAACCCCCUAAUGUUUCCCAAGCCCCGCAGUGAGCGUGGUUUUAACCUAAAAUGGCGGCGACGCGCAGUGCCGUUUAUCGUUCUUGCCCCAGUUUCUCUGUUUUCUGUCGAAUAACGCACGAAUACACGUUUCGGUACGGCAGUUUUGUUUGGUAGGAAUAAUCUCUUGUUGUUUUCUUAUUGUGGGGCUUGUAUUUUGUUUUGUUUUGUUUUCAUUUCUACUACUAUGCCCCACGUCUGCUUGGUGGGUUAGUUGUACCCGGUGGUGGUUUUAACACUAUGCACUCUGCACAGAUUUUAAAGUAAAGAACGUUUUACGUCCUGUAAUCAACUAACCGUAGUAAUUAGCUGUUUAAAAGAAACAGAGAAAAAACACACAUAUAAGAUGAUAAUUGCUUGUGACGGCCGCGGGAGCCUCCAACAGGCUUGUUUGCAUCGUUGUGCAUUGCUAUUUUAAACAUCUUCUUGUAUCAAUAAAGGCAGGCUUGCCACCAAAAAAAAAAAAA
Messenger RNA from Anopheles gambiae (African malaria mosquito), 6159 nucleotides. RefSeq names its product mucin-19. Lineage: Eukaryota; Metazoa; Arthropoda; Insecta; Diptera; Culicidae. Gene Ontology annotation, molecular function: RNA polymerase II cis-regulatory region sequence-specific DNA binding; DNA-binding transcription factor activity, RNA polymerase II-specific. The record is from RefSeq and is a predicted model, not a curated record. Bases 2707 to 5346 code for a protein of 879 amino acids. Gene Ontology annotation, biological process: DNA-templated transcription; regulation of transcription by RNA polymerase II. The transcript has 4 exons.